This is a messenger RNA of Paramacrobiotus metropolitanus, 863 nucleotides long. RefSeq lists its product as uncharacterized. NCBI's taxonomy places the organism in Eukaryota, Metazoa, Tardigrada, Eutardigrada, Parachela, Macrobiotidae. The transcript has 3 exons. The record is from RefSeq and is a predicted model, not a curated record. Bases 73 to 681 code for a protein of 202 amino acids.
UUUCUGAAAUUUGUGUAAAAUUGUGGCUCUAAUAUUUGUGUACACGAGGUCUUUUUACGCUCAAACCUCACGAUGGCUAAAAAAACGAAGAAGCGACAGAAAACAGGAGCACAGCCCGCGGCACAGCCAGCAGCGCAGCCAGCAGAACAGGCAGCCGAACUCCCUGCGGGACCGCCCAACCAGUAUGUUCUGGCGGAUGGCAACAUGCCGUUUCCUUGCCAAGCCGUUUAUCGCCGAAUCAUCAACGGGAGAGAAGUUGUGUUGGUACAGUGGCAGCCAACAGUCGUGGACAUUGCACAGUAUUAUGCAGAGAACGGAUGGUUGCCUCCUUUGUAUGAUGACACCCAACAUCAUAACUUACCAGGAACCUACGAUUUGAACGAGCACCACGCGCGAAUCACCAACGCUAUAAAUAUUGUGCGGUCUCAUCACAACCGCGAUUUCUACAAGUGCCCGUGGUGCACUGCAUAUGAUGCUGUUCCACGGAUGAAGGACACCGUGAAUAAGCAUAUGCACGGUCAGUCGACUGGAGAGUUACAGAACCAGCGUGAACCGGCUUGCCGAAACCGGCCUCGAGAUACUCCUUCCACAGGAAGUGACCGGAUCCAGCCUGUUUUUGUUCGUCACAGAGAGAUAUCUAUCGCCGAAAUAGCGGAUCAGCUUCGCAGAGGUUGUAACUAGCAAGCUUGUUCGGCAGAUUACAAUCAAAGCUUCAUGACGACACUCGUUCAAUUGAUUAAUAAAUGUCAACUUUUGCUCGUGCUGUUUGUGAACAUUUCCGAAGCCACGAAGUCCUAAGAAACUGAGAAUGGUUAAAAAACUAAUUUUCAAGAAAUCCCUACGAAUCAACACUGUUCCCUCUU